This is a messenger RNA of Lineus longissimus, 2339 nucleotides long. Its product is annotated as 2-(3-amino-3-carboxypropyl)histidine synthase subunit 2-like. The transcript is spliced from 7 exons. NCBI's taxonomy places the organism in Eukaryota, Metazoa, Nemertea, Pilidiophora, Heteronemertea, Lineidae. Gene Ontology annotation, biological process: protein histidyl modification to diphthamide. The record is from RefSeq and is a predicted model, not a curated record. Gene Ontology annotation, molecular function: 2-(3-amino-3-carboxypropyl)histidine synthase activity. The coding region runs from base 127 to 1584 and encodes 485 amino acids.
AACAUUGCAGAAUGAUCCGCCAAUAAGCGGCUCGUGUUUUGUUAAAAAAUAUAAGAUUCGAGUUGAAAUACUCUGUAAAGAUCCCAUAUACGGUGAUCUUUUCAAACAUGCAUCGAAUCUGACAACAUGUCAACUAGUGCUUCUGCAUUCAGUGGCGAUGGAAAUGAAGUGAUCCAUAGAGAGGUUGAAACCAAAAAAGGGGAGAAAACGAGCGACCUGGAUAUUGAGGAAGUCUAUGAAGUCGCAAGAUGUGCUGGAUGGAUCAGGGAAAACAAUUUCAAAAAGGUAUCUCUGCAAUUUCCUGAUGAACUGCUUGUUGAUUCUGCCAGCGUAUCAACUCGUCUUCAGAACUUGACUGACGCCACAAUAUUCAUCCUUGGGGAUACUUCAUACGGAAGUUGUUGUGUUGAUGAAGUUGCUGCCCAGCAUUAUAGUGCCGAUGCCGUCAUCCACUUCGGCCACGCCUGCCUCAGUCCAACCCGAAGAUACCCAGUCCUUUAUGUAUUUGGUAGACGCCCUUUAGAUGUCCCUGACUGCUGUGAGAAGUUUAGACAACUAUUUCCAAAUCGUGACAAGAAAAUUGUUGUAUUGUAUGAUACGAUAUACCUUCAUGCUGUAGGUACUCUUCGUGAACUGCUGCUCAAGAGUCAUCCAGGUGUUGUUCUGUCGAAGUUGAAAGAUAUUUCAACUGACAAAACCGAAACAGAAAUCCAGGACACUGAUAUACAAUCAACUACAAAAUGUGGCAGAAAUUUCACUCAUGGUCAGAAUGCUAUUGAAGAGUAUUCCAUGUUCUAUAUCGGUGCUGAGAGUUUGACUUUGACCAAUUUGAUAAUGACAUUCAAUAAAUGUCAGUUUUAUACUUAUGAUCCAGAGACUAAAAAAGGCCGAAUGGAGACAGUGAAUGUGAACAGGAUGCUGGGAAAACGGUUUCGUAACAUUGACAUGGCAAAAGAUGCAAAGAUUAUCGGCAUCGUGGCUGGGACAUUGGGUGUUGCAGAUUAUUUAGAAAUCAUCAAUAGGUUAAAGUCGAUCAUCAAAGAAGCUGGGAAGAAGAGUUAUACAUUCGUCAUGGGCAAAGUUAAUGUUCCAAAGAUGGCAAAUUUCUUAGAAAUAGAUGUGUUUGUAUUAGUUGCAUGUCCAGAAAAUAGUAUGAUCGACUCGAGGGAGUUUUACAAACCUAUUCUGACUCCGUAUGAAAUGGAAGUGGCUUGUAACAGGAAUCGUGAAUGGGAUGGAACACUGCUUUCAGAUUAUAGAGAAAUAUUGCCAGGUGGUGCUGCUUUUGUUGAAAUGCCAGAAAAGAUGGAGGCCAUGACGGAUGUGUCUCUUGUGACAGGGUCAUUACGGACACUUGGAGUAAACAAGGAGGAUGCCGUGGUUAAAAACGAGUCGGCUAUCAUGAAGCGUAAUGAUAUGGGAGUGGUAGCCAAUGUGGGUGCUGCUGAUGCUGGGGAGUUCUUAAAAGCCAGAACUUGGCAAGGACUUGAAGAAAAGCUUGGAGAGACUCCAGUCAUAGCUGUUGAAGAAGGACUUAGUGGAAUAGCUGUGUCAUAUUCGCAUGGGAAACCUGAGGCAUCUUGAUGAGGAGUGAUGCAUUACUUAGAAAAAGUUGUGUUCGUUACAUGUGUUGGCAAGUUAAUAUAACUGUGGUGCUGGUGAGGUGUGUACAACAGUUGGAAUGUCAUACGAAAAAUUAGUAUGAAAUCAACAAAGUACUGAAACAAUGACUACAUCAAGUGUAGCCUGUGAAUUAAAGUAAGCUAUCCCUUCAUUCUGCUUGAGACUUUGUCCUCAAAGACCAAGUUGCUGUUACUUCACAAUAGAUUUUUGUAUGCAGGUUUAAAAAUCGGUAAUAAAAGCUGGAUAUCUUUUGAUGAAAUCACUACUUUCCUUAAUUCUAAUUUCCUGUGGGCCUUUGAUGAGGUUUCCAAAAAUCGGAUGAACUAUACAUUACUGUCAAUCCGACUAGUCAGAAGAAGAAAAAUUGAUACUUUGGACAAGGAUGGGUUGUUAUCCUCCCUGAAUCGGACACCACACUUCAGACAUCCAGUUAGCAAUACUCCUGACAAGGAAACCACUUCCAACCACUCCUGGCUUGGACAUCGCCUUUGGCCUACAUGUUUUACUCUGUGGAUAGGACACCUCAGUACCCAGGUUGUGAUUUUCCUGCAAAGAACACCACCUCCUGCCUGUAGUUUGUGGCACUCGAUGUAACAGACGCCAUACCGCAGAGUUCCCCCUCCAACCUAGCUUGACAUAGUCCAGCUGCCAAGCUUAGAAUUGUGCAUUUUAAUGGGGAAAGCAUGAAAUUUGGUAGGAUGGUAGAACAGCCCCUA